Messenger RNA from Bathycoccus prasinos, 1899 nucleotides. RefSeq names its product serine/threonine-protein kinase 25. Gene Ontology annotation, biological process: protein phosphorylation. Gene Ontology annotation, molecular function: protein kinase activity; ATP binding. NCBI's taxonomy places the organism in Eukaryota, Viridiplantae, Chlorophyta, Mamiellophyceae, Mamiellales, Bathycoccaceae. Bases 1 to 1899 code for a protein of 632 amino acids. The transcript has a single exon. The record is from RefSeq and is a predicted model, not a curated record.
AUGGAGGAGGAGGAGGAAGAUGGCGCGCCUAUCCCUUCCUCUGCUCUGCUCGUCAACCGUUUCCAGCUCCUCGAACUCGUCGGUCGAGGGACGACCGGCGUCGUCCAUCGCGCGUUAGAUGUGCUCAAUAACAACGAAACCGUCGCCAUAAAGUUAGUGGAUUUGGAAGAGUGCGAGGACGACGUUUUGGACAUUCAGCGCGAAAUCAACGUGUUGGCGAACUGCGAUUCCCCGCACGUGACGAAAUAUUUAGGCUCGUGGUUGGUACCGAAAACGAGCACGUUAGCAAUUGCGAUGGAAUACAUGGGCGGGGGAUCGGUUCAGGAUUUAUGUCGAGAGACGCCGUUGGAUGAGCGAAUCGUUCGAGUGUUGAUGCGAGACGUGGUGAAAGCGUUGAAGUAUUUACACGAGGAAGGAAAAAUUCAUCGAGACGUGAAGUGCGCGAACAUUUUGUUGAACGAGAACGGGGAGGUGAGAUUGGCGGAUUUUGGGGUGUCCGGGCAGAUGACGCAAACGAUCGGGGCGAGAAGGAAGACGUUUGCCGGGACGCCGUUUUGGAUGGCUCCAGAGGUUAUUCAAUCGAGCGGAACCGGCGGGUUUGACGGACCGAGCGGGUACGACGAGAAAGCGGAUAUUUGGAGUCUAGGGAUAACGGCGAUUGAAGCCGCGACUGGGUCGGCGCCACACGCGCAUUUACAUCCCAUGCGAGCUCUGUUUGUAAUUCCGCAAUCGGCGCCGCCAGAGUUGCCGUAUACGGAAAACAACGAAGACAACGAAGAAGACGGAGGAGUGACGUAUAAUUUUUCGGAGGAGUUUAGAGAUUUCGUGAAACAGUGCGUGAAAAUGAACCCCGAGGAGAGGCCGAGUGCGGAAGAGUUGUUGAAGCAUCCGUUUUUAGAGGUUGGCGGUGUGAACGCCGCGGAAUCGGCGAGUAACGACGCGAGCACUAGUACUGUCGGGAACAAGACGAGUAACGGGGAAAGUAACAACGCGAGCGCGGAGGAGCGAGAGGAAGUGUCGACGAUAAUUGCAGAGGCGAAGAAUGGCGCGGUGAAUUCAGCAGAGAAGGUCCGACGACAGACGUCGAGUUUAGCGUCAGAGUUGACGGCACCGCCGCCGGACGCGUCGACGAAAGAGGAGAAGAAGGGUAAAACGCGGAGAAAAAAACCGCCGCCUCCGUUGCACUCGCCGCCGCGACCAGAUCGCGUGAACACCAAGAAGGUCGCAGAGAACGAAGAAAAUGACGUAGAAGUAGCAGAAGUAGAUAACAAGAAGAACAGCGCAGAAGAGAGAACAACACCGUCGGAGAACGGUUCAGAAGAAACGGCGACGACGCCGAGCACGCAAAAAGAAGCAGACGAGGACUUUGCGAGUAGUCCUCGGAGCUCGAAUCAUUCCACGAUGUCUGGCAGUCAAAAGUCAAGACCAGAAUCGUCGAUCGGGAACUCGAGUUGGGAUUUCGGUUCGGGUGCAUUAGGCCGACGGUACUCGAAGAAGUUGCAGGACCAACAAAAACAGAAAUCGCCGACGGCGAGUAACUCGAGUUUGGAUCCUCUCAGUCCAAAAUCGCGCUUCAAACUCGACGGGAAUGAAGCGCUUCCGAGAACGAGUUUGUUGUUGAAAAAUCACGUGGGAGACGCGCUUCGCGAUUUAAAAAUUCCGAAGCGUGAAGCCGAUGCUGUAUUUUCUGCGCUCGUGGGGAUGGAAAUUGCAGUCGCGGGAAGUAUCGAUGCAUUUUUUAACUCCGUUUACGAAAGAAGCGUAGCGAAGGAUGGAAACGAUGAUCACGCGUUGUCGAGGGAUAAAGAGCAGUCGUCGGAGAGAAGCGUCUUGGCAGAAUACUUACUCUCGCGUUGGCGAGACGAUUUGAUCAGAGAGGAGGUUGGGUAUUAUGAUUAA